AUGACGUCUACGGUUGGGUUUCAAACUCUGCCCGUCGAGAUCCUGGACAUCAUUGUCGGAUAUGCAGGCCUCGCCUCCCAUUUUCCUCUGGCACAGACAUGCAAAGCCAUGUACAGCCAGAUGGCAUCUCUUCUGGAGCAACACCAAGCGGCGCACAGAAAGUACGGCGCUGCGUCGGAUCUCUUGCCCUCUACCGUUCCAAAUAUGUUGGACGUCGUUUUCCGCUGUGAGGAUCCCUCGCACUCGAUUGAGUUAUGGCACAUGCGCUACCUCGAGUUCUUUGGAACCCGCAGGCGAUGGGACGAUUGGCACCUGUGGGAGGUUGAUCCGUCGACCGGUCUGAAUGCUUCCACGGCGACUGAAACUGAGUCCGCCCCGUAUGCCUCGGGAUGUGAAGCAUCAGAAACUGAGAGUUCAGAAGAUUCGGCAUCACCACCUGAGGUUCGGCGAUGGAAGAGACGCGUGAGAUAUUACAUUGAGGAGGCAAGGAAGCGCAGGAUUAUCCCCGAGUCAGGUUUAGAGUACGCCAGGUCGUCUACCCUGUCUGGAUCUGACGCGGUGUUGAAGAUCAUCCUCGUCUCUGCCUUGCCGUAUCUGAAGGUCCUCAAGUACGUCAACGCCGAUUACUCUUCUUCGACGAAUAUUGUUUCGUUUUGCAGAGGUAUUGAGUGGGCUUUGGACGUGGGUGACUGGCCUCCUGGUCUCCUCUCGCUCCAAAAGCUCGCAGUCGGAGUCUCCCUCUCUAAUAGGCCAUCGUCGACUGGCACCAGCGUGCUUGUCAGACUCCUGCAACUGCCUAACCUUGAUGAAAUCUAUCUUCGCGGCAUGAGAAUUGAUAGGGAGGAUCUCAACUAUGAUGAUUUUCUCGAUUCUGACGAUGAGGACGAUCUCUUCUGGCAUCUUCCAGACAUUGACGAAUCUGAAAGGCCCCAAGAGAGAGCCCGCAUUCUGCGAGCCCACCUUUCGCUCCCGGUUCAUUCUUCAUCAGUCAAACACAUCGUCCUUGAUAACCUAAUAGACUAUGAUGGGACUGGGGACUUCAUGACUGCCUUGCUGAAAACGCCCAAGAAUCUCGAGUCUAUCACUAUCUGUGCAAAGGAAGAGCGCCUUGCGAAGACGGAUGAGAUGAUACGUGUUCUGUCUCAACAUCAAUCCGCGUCUCUUCAAAGAUUACUCUUAUACUCAGAGCACGAUGAAAUUGAUGUGAUCCCAACUGCUGUGUAUACCCCCUCUAAUUUGACAGGUUUGAACAACCUCAAAGUGUUGAAUGUCAGAUGGAAUGAUAUCAUUAUUGAUGCGUGCUCGUCAUUGGCUGGAGGCAUGGACAACCUCAAGGCUGAAAGACUUGCUGCCCACUUUGUGAACACGCUUCCUCCAAGCAUAUCUGUCUUGGUUAUUCACGGACUUGAUUCAGAGCGCGGCGAGAGCUUCGGGCACCAAUUUGACGAGUGUCAGGGCUUGAACGAUGCCAUAGUGGCACUGAUCGAAUCAGAACGACACCCGUGCGUAGAGGCAAUCUAUCUCGACAUUGACACCGUCGAGCCAAGCACGCCUAAUCUGGUACCCGAGGGCCUGUUUCAGCGCGCAAUAGCUACCGGGCAGCGGCAUGGUGUUCAUGUCCAUGCGCCAACAAGUACCGAGCGGCCUGCUUCUCACAAUAGUUAUUUUGUAACCAUGCCGGACAUCCAGGAGGUCAAAUCGGCGCCGGGCUUUGACCCAAACUGGGUAUUUGACCACUCUACUGGCCUUAUCAAGUCGAAUCAAAUAUGCUACGGCUGUGGGGAGUGUGAUAAAUGUGGAUACGGUUGGUAA
Clonostachys solani is the source of this 1812-nucleotide messenger RNA. Lineage: Eukaryota; Fungi; Ascomycota; Sordariomycetes; Hypocreales; Bionectriaceae. The record is from the annotation of a GenBank genome assembly.